Molecule: messenger RNA, 801 nt
Organism: Phragmites australis (common reed)
Lineage: Eukaryota; Viridiplantae; Streptophyta; Magnoliopsida; Poales; Poaceae
Product: transcription factor IBH1-like
Exons: 1
Coding region: 307-558 (83 amino acids)
Biological process (GO): regulation of DNA-templated transcription
Source: RefSeq, a predicted model, not a curated record
GGCACGUGCGCGCGGCGAUCACGACGAGACGUGGCGUCCACGCCGGGGACCCGCCGCCACCCUUCGCCCGCCGAACCGCCGCUCGAUCCGUCCACAUCUUGCCUCGCGCGCGCUUCUUCCCUUCGUGGCGACGCCUCUCCUCGCUGGGCGCUGGCUUUCCCUCCACGUCCGCGCAAAAGCGCCCGCCCGCCUGACCCGCCGCGACGACCUCUCUAUUUAUUCCGGCCGGACCACAGCGAGCCUUCUCGGCGCCGGCCACGUGAACAGGGAAGGAGUGGAUAUAUAGCUGGCUAGUUGGUGCUGAGCAUGGAGGAGUGGCGCCGGCGGCGGGGGAGCGGCGGGAGGCGGCCGUCACCACGCGCGGCGCUGCGGCGGAAGGUGCGGAAGCUGCGGAGGCUGGUGCCCGGCGGAGAGGAUGCGCCGGCUAGGAGCCUGCUACUCCGCACGGCGGACUACAUCGUGCGGCUCCGGGCCAGGGUCGAGCUCCUCAGGACGCUCGCCGCGCUCUACGGCGCCCCGCAGCCGCAGGUCGCCGGUGCCGACGCGUGCAUGAGCUGAUCCUUCAUCUCGGUACAAGCCGCAUCGUGCACUGCAGAAUUCAUGCAGCUCAGCUUAGCUUGUACGUAGUAUAGUUCAAUGAGACGGGUGGUGAAAUGUGAAAUUUCACGAGCGAUAUGGUGUUUUCGGUAUUUGUUUACAAUUUUCGAAUUGUUUCCUCUUCUUCUUCUUUUACUGAUCGAUGAUAUUUUAUUGUUAAUUUCUAGCUAGGUUAUUUUUUAGGGCUAAAUGGAGGCCCUUUUA